Lachancea dasiensis is the source of this 939-nucleotide messenger RNA. The record is from the annotation of a GenBank genome assembly. Lineage: Eukaryota; Fungi; Ascomycota; Saccharomycetes; Saccharomycetales; Saccharomycetaceae.
AUGGGCGACCCGGAGGUUUCCGUGUUAGUGCUUGGGGCGGGAGGCCUGGGUUGCGAGAUUCUGAAAAACUUGGCUUUGCAAGGCAUACCAACGAUCCAUGUGGUUGACAUGGACACAAUUGAGCUCACCAACCUGAACCGCCAAUUUUUGUUUCAGGAAAGGGACAUAGGUAAGUCCAAAGCCAUCGUGGCGGCUAGCCGCAUCAAUGAAAAACAGCUCAUUGGGCUUGGUGGCAGGCUCGUUCGGGUGGUUCCACAUUUCCAGGAUCUGACCCUGCUUGAGGACGCGUUCUUGCAGCAUUUCACCAUGGUGGUGUGUGGCCUUGACUCCAUAGAAGCCCGCAGAGCCAUCAACUCGCAGCUGGUGCGCCUCACGCUGGACUCCAAUUUCGAAAAAUGCAUUCCUUUGAUCGACGGUGGCAGCGACGGGCUGAAGGGCCACUGCAAAGUCAUCAUCCCCGGAUUCACCGCAUGCUUCGAGUGCUCACUGGGGACGCUCCCAGUGGAAACCGAGUCGUAUCCCUUGUGCACCGUGGCCAACAACCCUCGGCUCCCCGAGCAUGUAAUCGAGUACUUGCUAACGGUGCAGUGGAUAGAGGAGCACGCAGAUGAGACAUUCGACCACACAAACUCCGAACAUCUACAAUGGCUUAUGGACCGCUCUUUGGAGCGUGCCACGCUUUUCAAGAUCGACACGUGUAAACUACUUUCCCAACGGUUCGUGCUCGGCGUCGUGAAAAAUAUCGUGCCCAGUGUGGCGAGCACCAAUGCUAUCGUCGCUGCCCAGUGUUGUAGUGAGGUGUCUCGGUUGCUGUACAACAAAUACGAGGUCGGGAAAUCUGACAAUUUUUCGGUAUACAAUGGAGAAGACGGGUUUUUCGCCUACAGUUUUCUGCACCAAAGACUCCCGGACUGCUUGGUCUGUCGCGAAACACCUUGA